AUGAACCACCGUUCGCGAUUUGUCCCUGACCCGGCGUACUCUAUUAACCCUUACCAGCAACAACAACAACAACAACAACAACAACCACCUCAGUCGCAGGGUAUGAUGUCCUCCCAGCGCCUGUCCUCCGUACCGUCUUCAGUGCCGGGGGUUGGUCAGACCCCGAUGCAGUCGUCCAUGUCCCCCAGCACGAUGUGGACGGCCAACUUUGCCAACGGCCCCAUCAUCGAAGAUCUCUGCGCGCCCCCGCCGCCAAUUGCCAUGUUCACACCACCCAUGAACGCCAUCCACCAACCCAUGCCCAUGGUCGCGAUGCACCCGGGUGCCAUGCCCCAAGUCCAGAACGUCUACGGCAUCCGCCAGCCGGCGCCUCACCCAUUCCCUCGCGGCGUGCACCCGGGCCAGGGCCCGCCCAUGCAUGGAAUGCCCUCGUCGAGGGUGGUGGGUUCGUACCCGCCCUACGCGAGCCAGCAGGCCGGAAUCGGGAUCGUGUACCCGCCGCCUCCGCAGAUGGACCUCGGCGCCAUGAUGGCGCGGCCGAGGUUGGACACGGGGUUCGCAAGUACGAUUCCUGCCGCGCCGGUGCCGUCGGCGGCGGGAAACGCGGCCGAGAUGGGGCAGAUGGCGGCUCCGAAUAAUAUGAAUGGCAGUCCAGCAGGAGAGGGGAUGCCAUCCAUGACGCCGGCGGAGGAAGAGGCGCUCAGGGAAUUCUUGAGCCCGGACUUGGGCAAGCCUUGA
Messenger RNA from Thermothelomyces thermophilus ATCC 42464, 738 nucleotides. RefSeq lists its product as uncharacterized. The record is from RefSeq and is a predicted model, not a curated record. The transcript has a single exon. The coding region runs from base 1 to 738 and encodes 245 amino acids. NCBI's taxonomy places the organism in Eukaryota, Fungi, Ascomycota, Sordariomycetes, Sordariales, Chaetomiaceae.